Messenger RNA from Eubalaena glacialis (North Atlantic right whale), 1626 nucleotides. RefSeq names its product cAMP responsive element modulator (gene CREM). Gene Ontology annotation, cellular component: ATF4-CREB1 transcription factor complex; nucleus. Lineage: Eukaryota; Metazoa; Chordata; Mammalia; Artiodactyla; Balaenidae. The coding region runs from base 122 to 1015 and encodes 297 amino acids. The transcript has 9 exons. Gene Ontology annotation, biological process: regulation of transcription by RNA polymerase II. The record is from RefSeq and is a predicted model, not a curated record. Gene Ontology annotation, molecular function: RNA polymerase II cis-regulatory region sequence-specific DNA binding; protein binding; DNA-binding transcription factor activity, RNA polymerase II-specific.
GGGCUCGUCGUCCCACCUCCUCGCGUCCGUAAGCAGUGACGAGGCCCGCUACGUAAAUCGCUUCGCGGCGGGGUAAAGAAGAAAACGAAGGAGCAAAGCAUUGAUUACAAAUGUCUUAAUAAUGAGCAAAUGUGGCAGGAAAAAAUAUAUUAAAACAAAUCUAAGACAAAUGACCAUGGAAACAAUUGACUCUCAGCAGGAUGGAAGUAUACCAGAUUCUGUGGCAGAGAGCGAAUCUGCUCACAUGCAGACGCAGACUGGUCAAAAUUCAAUCCCCACUUUAGCUCAGGUUUCUGUAGCUGGGUCAGGCACCGGAAGAGGCUCUCCAGCUGUAACUCUAGUACAGUUACCUUCAGGCCAAACUGUACAUGUCCAGGGAGUAUUUCAGACACCACAGCCAUCGGUUAUUCAGUCACCACAAGUACAAACUGUUCAGGUAGCAACAAUUGCAGAGACAGAUGAGUCUGCAGAAUCAGAAAGAGUAAUUGAUUUUCAUAAACGCAGAGAAAUCCUUUCACGAAGACCCUCUUACCGAAAAAUACUGAAUGAACUUUCCUCUGAUGUGCCUGGUGUUCCCAAGAUUGAAGAAGAAAAAUCCGAGGAAGAAGGAACGUCACCGAAUAUCGCUGCUAUGGCAUUGCCGACUAGCAUAUAUCAGACUAGCACGGGGCAAUACAAUGAGGAAACUGAACUUGCCCCAAGUCACAUGGCUGCCACCACUGGUGACAUGCCGACUUACCAGAUCCGAGCUCCGACCACUGCUUUGCCACAGGGAGUCAUGAUGGCUGCCUCGCCGGGAAGCCUGCACAGUCCCCAGCAACUAGCAGAGGAAGCAACACGCAAACGAGAGCUGAGGCUAAUGAAAAAUAGGGAAGCUGCUAAAGAAUGUCGACGUCGAAAGAAAGAAUAUGUCAAAUGUCUGGAGAGUCGAGUUGCAGUGCUGGAAGUUCAGAACAAGAAGCUCAUAGAGGAACUGGAAACCUUGAAAGACAUUUGCUCUCCUAAAACAGAUUAGUAGAAAUAUUUAACUAUGAACUGAUUGCAAUAUGUACAGUUGCUUUUGAAGGCAAUACAAUAUAAAGCCGGCAAGAAUUAUGGCUUUUUUUUUCCCUUUAUCAUUCAUCGUAUUUUCUAAUCUCUUAACAUUCCCAAACUGCUUCACUGUACGUAGUUAACUCUUAGCUGUAACUUCAAUUUUUUAAAAGAGGAAAACUGUAAAAAAAAAAAAAAAAAAAAAAAAGGUAUGUAACAAAUUCUUAAAAUGCAACAUUUGUAAGGCUUGUUCCAGUGCCACAUAUUUGCAGUUCCCGAUCUCUGUGUCAUGAACAGUGUCCUAUGCAAUAAAAAUUUUUUGCAGGUCUUUAAAAAUCAUUUUAGGAAAGGAUGAUCAAAGAUAAUGCAUCCAGCAGUACAAUAAAAGUAAACCACAAAAAAUACCUCAGGAAAGAACUGAAAGAAAGAAAGAAUUGAAAGAAUCUAAUGACAUGCCUAUGUGAAAAUAAUAGCCUAUAAAUGAAUUUAUGGCAUUUGUAGAUUUUUAUAUUGGUUGCUUUGUAAAGAAAAUAUUGUAUUGCUGUCCUUGAAUGCCAUAGUUGAAGAGAGUUUUUAAUAGAACCAUGUUGGUUA